AUGCUGCGUUCCCUGAAUAACCAUCACAUUCCUACUACUUCAACUUUUGGUAGCACAAUAACAACAAGACCACAAUUCACAGUCAUGCUGGGCCGUCCUCAACGACGGGGGUUUGCCACUUCUUCUUCUGGUGACAAGACGGAGGAAACCACCUUUACGGACGACAGCACUAUCAGCAAUACUGAUAAUAGCAGCGCGGAAGUGGACGCCACGUUGGAACGACUGUUUCAAGAACAAAGCAAUCUGCAAUUGACAGCCGAACAAGUCGCCAAUACCAGUUUGGAAUUUGUCCCCACAUGGUGGUACUUCAGUGACCAAUGCAUCCAAAUGAUUUUCAAAGUACAAGAAUUAUCCGGUGUCGAAUUGGGGACUGCCAUUAUGGGGACCACGUUGGCGGUCCGUCUCGUCUUGUUCCCCAUUGUCUUGUCGACCCAAAAAUCGGCUUCCCGCAUGGCCCAUGUCCAACCGGAAUUGGAAGUCCUCAAACACAAUUUUGAGAAGAUUCGCAAUCCUACCGCAGAAGACAAGAUUCAAAUGGGCAAAAAGGUACAAGACCUAUUCAGGAGGUACGACGUCAGUCCCUUUCGAUCCAUGUUAAUGCCCUUCAUUCAAUUCCCAUUCUUUCUCGGAAUGUUCUUUGGACUCAAAAAAAUGCCCGAUUACUUUGCCGCCGAAAUGGCCACGGGA
Molecule: messenger RNA, 687 nt
Organism: Seminavis robusta
Lineage: Eukaryota; Bacillariophyta; Bacillariophyceae; Naviculales; Naviculaceae
Source: the annotation of a GenBank genome assembly